GGCACCAAAAUAAAAACAUCACGUCCCGCACUUCUUCUUCCUUUCUUCCUUUCCUUCAUCACAAUCAACACUCGAGAGUCGACGGCAUCAAUGACACUCCCACGACUUGGCGACUACGCCGAACGCGUCCACUUCAAGGGCGAAGACGCCUCAAAGUCCUCUAACCGCCCCUUCAACAAUGGAUCUGCCAAGAAUCCCCCUAUCGUCCGCCCUCAUGGCGUCAACCGAAUCCUUCUGUACCCUGGGUCAUUCAAUCCUCCUCAUCAAGGUCACCUUAACCUCCUACGCUACGUCUUUGAGAACGCGGGUGAAGACCUUCACAUCAUCGGCGCCAUCAUCAUCAUGACAGAUGAAAAUCGACUGGAAGACAAGCUCUGCCAAGAGGAGAACCCACUCAUCCUCACCCGUAAGGAACGCGUCAACCUCUGGCGUGGCGACGGUAUCCCAGUGGACUGGGUCUGGGUCUAUGAUCGACCCGAAGCCAGCUGGGCCGACUUCCGCCCCCGACUGUCCAAGGAGUUCAGCAAGGACCGCCUGGACGUCAAGUUCAUUCUUCUCGGAGGGCCAGAUACCAUCAGCGCUGAAGGCACAUACAACCCCAAGUACUGGAAUUGCCCCGAUUCCAUCACGAGCGACUUCUCCCGACCUGUAGACUUUCGCUAUCCAAGCACCCUCCGCCAGCUUGCUGGAUUCUCCAUGUGGGAGAAGGUGAGCUACGAUCGACGUGGACUCGAGCAAGAGAUUCGUGCCAAGAUGAGAGGCCAGCCGGCACAAGCUAUUGAGAAAGCUUUGACCCGAGCCUUUGCAACUAUCGGCGCUGUGUCCAUCUGCCGUCGCAUGCGCAAGCCGAAGGGUGUGGUUCGAUUCAUCCCCUGCAACCUCGAGCAGAGACCCAACGACGCACCCAGCUCGACCAAGAUCCGGCAGAUCAUCAAGACGUCGCCAAAGGACUCACUCGAAGACGCUCUGAAGGGCAUCGCGCUGAACCCCAAGUUCUUGGCUGAAUACAUCGCUAAGCGACCGCAGCUCGCGCAGUCGAUGGGAAAGGAAAAGCCAAAGGUGGAGGAGAAGCCAGUGAAGGAUUGGUAUGAGGUUGAGAAGCAGAUUGUGUGGUGA
Fusarium keratoplasticum is the source of this 1116-nucleotide messenger RNA. RefSeq names its product CTP-transf-like domain-containing protein. The record is from RefSeq and is a predicted model, not a curated record. Gene Ontology annotation, molecular function: catalytic activity. Bases 91 to 1116 code for a protein of 341 amino acids. Gene Ontology annotation, biological process: biosynthetic process. The transcript is spliced from 2 exons. Lineage: Eukaryota; Fungi; Ascomycota; Sordariomycetes; Hypocreales; Nectriaceae.